CAGCCUUUUGGGAGCAAGAGGAACAAAGGCAUAGAAGACAUGAAGUUGAGAACCUCUAAUGGCAAAAUAGAUCUGCACAGUUUUUAACCAGGAACCCUGCUUCUUGCUGAUGCUACUGGAUUAUCUGACAUAUUUUGUGGAUUUAGUUGCUGAAUGCUUAGGAGGACAGUGUUUUCCCCAGCUUCUCCACGAUGCUGUAUACUUUAGCAGGAGGUGGCACUUUGUGUGGCGUGGCCACCCUUGUGCUCCUCAUUGUUUCUACAGCAACAGAUUUCUGGAUGCAGUAUCGGUACUCGGGUAGCUCGGCCAAUCAGGGGCUUUGGAGGUUCUGCAUUAACCACAAAUGCCAUGCUCACACCAUAACUGUGGCAUUCUGGGAUGCUACACGGGCCUUCAUGCUGCUGGCAGUGCUGAGCUGUUUCGCUGGAGUUGUGCUUGGCCUGAGCGCCUUCACCAAUGGCACCAAGAAUAAGAGAGUCCGCACUGGGGGCAUUGCUCUGGUCCUUUCAGGUUUUCUUGCCCUGCUGGCUUUGGCAAUUUACACAGGAGUGACCGUCACUUUCUUUGGCAAACGCUUCCUGGACUGGCGCUUUUCUUGGUCCUACAUCAUAGGCUGGGUUGCUGUCAUUUUGGCUUUUGCAGCAGGUGUGUUUCAGCUCUGUGCUUACAGUAGGACCACGGCAGAACCUGGCCCAUCAAAUAACCUGGACAGCUGAACAAGAUGAACUUAGUGACUGGCUCUUCUGUUGCAAUGAUGUCACUGCUGCUUUUGAUGAUCUA
This is a messenger RNA of Melanotaenia boesemani (Boeseman's rainbowfish), 780 nucleotides long. RefSeq names its product lens intrinsic membrane protein 2.2 (gene lim2.2). Lineage: Eukaryota; Metazoa; Chordata; Actinopteri; Atheriniformes; Melanotaeniidae. The record is from RefSeq and is a predicted model, not a curated record. Gene Ontology annotation, molecular function: structural constituent of eye lens. The transcript is spliced from 5 exons. Gene Ontology annotation, cellular component: plasma membrane. Bases 192 to 716 code for a protein of 174 amino acids.